Pocillopora meandrina is the source of this 743-nucleotide messenger RNA. The record is from the annotation of a GenBank genome assembly. NCBI's taxonomy places the organism in Eukaryota, Metazoa, Cnidaria, Anthozoa, Scleractinia, Pocilloporidae.
AUGUGGUCACGCGAUGGCGCUCUAGAUUCAACACCUGGAAGGUGGUACCAUCCGAACCAUUUCAAUCUCAUUUUCAGAGUGCCUCAUGCAACAGAUCAAGAAUCCCUAGCACUUGUCAAGGUGUGACUGGAAGCAAACCUUCCCUGUAAAGAAAAGGCGUGCCAAGGGGAUCAUUACCAGUUUUUUCAAGGGUUGAGGGACUGCCCCAAAAAUCAAUCAAAAGACCAAACGAUGAGAUGAAACCAGGGAGCUAUGUAGAAGCCGGCUUGAAAGGUGUCAGUGCGAAAAAGAUGGAUGCCAAUCAGGGUAACUUUGAAGCUGCAGUGAAGCCUGGCUCUGCUAAGAUAACAUCAAGAAAACUCACCUGUUCUACAGUGGAAAGGUGGAAAACCCAAGACCUGGCACGGUACGAAGCGGGAUCCUGGCUUACCUAUGAUAGCGAGAAAACUAAGAGGGAACAUUAUUGUAUUGCACUGAAAUGCAAAGUAUGUAGUCAGUUUGAAUCCGUGAUUAAAAACAACUCAAGUUCUCAAGAGCCUCUGUCGAUGGCUCAACCAACCAACUUUAGACUUACAAACUUGGUAGACCGUGCCAAAUCUGAUUUUCACAAAAUAGCCCUUUCUCUCUGCAAUAAGCAGCAAGGUCAACCUCCAUCUGCUGCAAGCAACGGUAAUCAGCAAAAUCAACCGAAGUUGGAGUUUAAUCUUAAUCCCCAUCAGAUGGAAGAUCUAAAAAUAGUUUGA